AUGCGUACAGCCUACGAAGCGACGAGCCAAAGACUGAGAUGGACAUACAGCUACGAGGAGCUGGAGACUGUGCGCCAGGAACUGAGCGAUCGGGCCGUCGAACAAUGCCGCAGAAAUUGGGAUACAGAAGCUUCGCUCUUGGCCAGUGAAGGAAGUGCCAAUGUCAAGGUUCCAAAGAAAUUCCCUUCGCCAGAGGAUGAACGACUGCUCGUCACCUUUUACGCUGCAUCCAUCAGAACCAUCAUCGCGGAGGGAAUGCUCAACAAUGGUCGUUCGCUCCCGUCUGCUAUAGAAGGGGUAGCCAUUACCUUUCUGAAGCGUUUCUAUUUGCGGACGAGCGUGCUCGAGUGGCAUCCAAAGGUCAUCAUGCCAGUCUGCCUGUUCCUGGCCGGUAAAGUUUGUAACCACGUCUUUGAUAUCGACAAUUACGUUGCAUCCUUCAACAAAAUCAAACGCGAUGAUAUACUCGGUGUCGAAUAUCUGGUGCUACAAACCCUACGAUUUGACGUGUUCGUACCGCGAAUACAGGACGCUCUCCAUGGCUGGUUUCUCAAACUACAGGACGCGAACCCAUCCGGCGUGAAUCGGAUCGAGGCGGCUUACCUGGUCGCGCAAUCACAUUUAAAGCGUUCGAGACUCUCGGACGCGGAGUUCAUCUAUACACCGUCCCAGAUAGCUGCCACCUGUUUCCGUAUGGCGGACGCCAGACUGUUCCAGACCGCCCUGGACAAACUUCUACCCCUCGAUGCUGAGUCGCAAGGUGGCACAGAAUCAAAUUCGGGUCAACAAUCCCUUAAACCGCUUCUCGCGCGAGAAAGUCUGCUGGAUAUAUUACAACACGUUCAGAACGCCAUCGAGAGCGCUCCGUUGGAUGCAUCUUCCGAGAUGGACAAGGUGAAAGCCGCAGAUAAAUUGGUCAAGUUGGCACAAGACCCUGCAAAAAACAAGAGUUCCGCAUUGUAG
Messenger RNA from Filobasidium floriforme, 963 nucleotides. RefSeq names its product cyclin-like protein. Gene Ontology annotation, biological process: regulation of cyclin-dependent protein serine/threonine kinase activity; regulation of transcription by RNA polymerase II. Gene Ontology annotation, cellular component: nucleus; transcription factor TFIIK complex. The transcript is spliced from 4 exons. The record is from RefSeq and is a predicted model, not a curated record. NCBI's taxonomy places the organism in Eukaryota, Fungi, Basidiomycota, Tremellomycetes, Filobasidiales, Filobasidiaceae. Gene Ontology annotation, molecular function: cyclin-dependent protein serine/threonine kinase regulator activity. The coding region runs from base 1 to 963 and encodes 320 amino acids.